CACAGCGUGACAACAUACACUAAACUCUAUUGUGUUCAACAAUGUAUUUUGUUAGAUAAUGUUUAUGAGUUGCAAUGUGUGAAACUGCUGUUACAUUUGAGUGUGAAAAUUCAAAGUAAAAGACCUGAAGUUAUUGAUUUUGGUUUUUCGUUUGGCUUACUGGCUCGUUUGUGUUUAAUACACACGUGCUAACGGAUGUGCAGAUGGCAGAGAUGGAGGACUGUGAAGGGGUGAUUGCCACAGAGCGCUACGGCUCACAGGAGUCAUGGAAAUACCUGUUGAAGGAUGGGAGGAUGAAGAGACAGAAGGAUGCAGCGGACGGCAGACUGGCGGGAAAUUCAAUCUCUGGCGUGUUUAAAAGUGUUUUCCUGCCACAGGGGUAUCCUGAGAGUGUCAGUGAGGAUUACUUACAGUAUCAGCUCUGGGACACUGUGCAGGCAUUUUCCAGCUCUCUGUCUGGCACACUCGCCACUCAGGCUUCACUGAGGGGUGUUGGGGUUGGAAAUCAAGAAGCAACAGUUGCAGCAGCUACAAUAACGUGGCUGCUUAGGGAUGGAACUGGGAUGCUGGGAAGAAUACUUUUUGCUUGGCUCAAAGGGAACAAGUUAGAUUCUGAAGCCAAAAAAUGGAGGCUCUUCGCUGACAUUCUCAAUGACGUGGCAAUGUUCAUGGAGAUUGCAGCCCCUCAUUUCCCUCCCUUUUUCACUCUAAUCGUCUGCAUUGCUGGGAUAUUUAAGUCCAUUGUAGGAGUCGCUGGUGGAGCAACAAGAGCUGCCUUAACUGUCCAUCAAGCUCGCAGAAACAACAUGGCUGACAUCUCCGCCAAAGAUGGGAGCCAGGAAACCCUGGUGAACCUGGCAGGACUGCUGAUCAGCCUGGCACUCAUCCCGCUUGUAACAGAUAACCCAUUGUUGACGUUCAUCCUGUUCUUCCUGUUCACUGUUCUCCACCUGUUUGCCAAUUACAAAGCUGUUCGUUCUGUUGUUAUGGGAACCCUGAAUGAGGCUCGCUUGUCCAUUGUCUUCCAUCGGUACCUGCUUCAUGGUCAGCUGCUCAGUCCAGUAGAGGCCAAUCAGAAGGAACCUGUCUUCUUGUCACUUGGAAGGACAGUUCCCAUUAAGUUGGGUGUGAGGCUUGGAGACAUUGUUCAAGAGCCAGGAGAACUGCAGCUGGCGUUGAAGAACAACAGCAAACCGUAUCUCAUUGGAAUCAAAAAUGGUACUGUCUGUGUGUGUCUGGGAAGUGAUGCUUCUGUUCGUGAUGAAAUCAUGGCAGCAUGUCAGGCCUUGUGUCUUCGUGCUGUGCUGCACGAUGAUUCCUCUCUGAGCGGUGCACUCAAGCAGCUCUCAAACACUAAGGACCCGUGGGAGUUAGUAUCACAGAGUCAUAAGAUGAUUAAUCAAGUCUUCCACACAUUCCUAAAAGAACUGGACCAAGCAAAGUGGCAUACAGACCGGACACUAUUGGACUGGAACGAGUGGCGUGUGGAAUGGAGCAAAAAGAGAAGCUGAAGUGAAUUAUGAAAGAAAUGGAGGAUGGAUGUUUUGCUUUUGACUGAUAAUCACUUUGAAACAUCUGUCAGUUUUAAAUAAUUUGCAAGAGCUCAGCUGCAGAGCUGAAAGUGUGCAGAUUUAUGCCAGCGUACCAUACAAAUAAAAAAAAAAGGAUAACAGGGUUGGAGCAGCAAAUCAUGUAUUCCUAUAGUCAGAGGCGGGGCCUGACUCUAGAAGGUUAUGCUACUGUUUAAAAUAUUGGGGUCAGUAGGUUUUUUUUUUUUUUUGGAAAGAACUAUUCAGCAAGGUUUUAUGAAAUUCAUCAAAUGUGACAGUAAAUAUAAUUAUUUCUUAAGUGGUUUCUGAAGUUUAAUUACAUUUAGAUUAUAUUUAAAGAGAAAACUGUAAUUGUAAUAAUAUUUCACAAUAUUACAGUUUUUACUGUAGUUUUGAUCAAAUAAAUGCAGCCAUGGUGGGAACAAG
This is a messenger RNA of Onychostoma macrolepis, 1976 nucleotides long. RefSeq names its product RUS family member 1 (gene rusf1). The record is from RefSeq and is a predicted model, not a curated record. Bases 204 to 1511 code for a protein of 435 amino acids. The transcript has 14 exons. NCBI's taxonomy places the organism in Eukaryota, Metazoa, Chordata, Actinopteri, Cypriniformes, Cyprinidae.